AUGGUUAGCUCAAUUAUCUUGGAUAGUAAGUUUUGGGAGGAUUGUGUUACUACUGUGAUGAUUAUUGGUCCUCUUAUUAAGUUAUUGAGACUUGUUGAUACUGAUGAGAAACCUUCUCUGGGAUACGUGUAUGAGGGCAUGCAAAGAGCCAAAAUUGCUAUCAAGACAAUAUUUAGAAAUAGAAAAGCUGCAUACACACCUUAUACAAGUUUCUUGAAAAUGCAGUGGGAUAAGUAUUUAAAGCGUGACCUCCAUGCAGCAGCAUACUUUUUGAAUCCAGGUUUCCUCUAUAGUGAGGGGUUUGUUGAGAAGGCAAAUAUCUUGAGGUCUUUACUUGAUUUAUUUGAUAUUGAAACUCUUUGCGAUGACUCAGUUGCCGCAAUACAAGAGAUACAGUUGUAUCGAGAUCGAAAAGAAAGUUUUGGAAGGGAAAGUGCUUUGAAAGCAUUUAAGAGACUCGAACCUGGUGAAUGGUGGAGGCUACACGGUGGGAGUGCUCCUAAUUUGCAAAAAAUGGCGAUUCAUCUUCUUCAUCAAACAUCUUCAUCAUCCGGAUGUGAGAGGAACUGGAGCCUCUUUGAACAAAUCCAUUAAAAGAGGAGGAACCGAUUAGAGCAUCAAAGGCUAA
Messenger RNA from Arachis ipaensis, 628 nucleotides. Lineage: Eukaryota; Viridiplantae; Streptophyta; Magnoliopsida; Fabales; Fabaceae. The record is from RefSeq and is a predicted model, not a curated record.